This is a messenger RNA of Doryrhamphus excisus (bluestripe pipefish), 3602 nucleotides long. It is a transcript of the gene mastl, whose product is annotated as microtubule associated serine/threonine kinase-like. The record is from RefSeq and is a predicted model, not a curated record. Gene Ontology annotation, molecular function: protein serine/threonine kinase activity; ATP binding. Gene Ontology annotation, cellular component: nucleus. Gene Ontology annotation, biological process: intracellular signal transduction; peptidyl-serine phosphorylation. Lineage: Eukaryota; Metazoa; Chordata; Actinopteri; Syngnathiformes; Syngnathidae.
CCUAACUCAACAUCAAAGGACCCCACCGGAAGAGAGCGUUUUUCAAACGUACCAAACAAACCAUUACCCGUUCCUUCAUGAUGUAAGUGUUAACUUAAAGCUAACUGCUGACUAUUUUAGACACCGAAGAACACUUGACAAGAUGGACGCGGAGGAAAAGCACAAACUUACUUUAAACAAUAAAGCCACCGAGCCUCCGAAGGCGCCUUCCAUCGAGGAUUUCAUUAUUUUGAAACCAAUCAGCCGCGGUGCUUUUGGCAAAGUCUAUCUUGCACGGAAGAAAUGUAACUCCCGUUUAUAUGCCAUCAAGGCAAUGAAGAAAGCAGAAAUGGUGGAUAAAAAUAUGGGCGGCCAGAUGAAGGCAGAAAGGGAUGCACUGGCAUUGAGCAAAAGCCCCUUUAUAGUUCACCUUUUUUACUCUCUUCAGACAGCCACCAAAAUCUACCUGGUAAUGGAAUACCUCAUAGGAGGAGAUGUGAAGUCUCUUCUGCAUAUUUACGGCUAUUUUGACCAGGACAUGGCAGUCAAAUACAUAUCAGAGGUCGCGCUUGCGUUGGAUUACCUGCACCGCCAUGGGAUUAUCCAUAGGGAUUUAAAGCCGGACAACAUGCUUAUUUCCAACGAGGGUCACAUUAAAUUAACCGACUUUGGGCUUUCCAAAGUCAAACUUGACCGAGAGUUGAAUCUUAUGGAUAUCCUCACUACACCAUCCUUGGCAAAACCCAAGAAGGAUUACUUCCGCACGCCGGGUCAAGUCCUCUCCUUGAUCAGCUGUAUCGGUUUUAACACGCCUGCGGGUGAAGGAAAGCGUCACUGCAGUGCAUCUGCCGCAUCCUCUCCCGGGCUAUGCGGUAAAGUGAAACAGAAGAAUAACUCCCUCGGCUCCCCCCUGAUGAGGACGACAAGCUCCCCUGCUCGCCACCCUUGGAAGAAAGGGCCGGACAGCACCGUGUUCAGUCCACAUCACUUGGCUAAAAACCUGAUGCCCACGCUGAUGAAGACGCGAAAGCGGUUUGAGACGACGAGCGCGGGCAGCACCACCGACACAGACGGAGGAGUCAGCCCUUUGUGGGAGCACGAGGAGAAAGAAAAUGUAAAAAGCCAAGAGAAUGCAAGAAGACAUUUGGAGUCCAAAGAGUCCCCCGUGAAGCCAGACACCCCUCCCUCUGAAACAAAGCCCGUCUCUCUGCUGCCAAGAGAUGACGCUUUUGUUCCGUCAUCCAUCAAGAGAACAUUUUCAGACAUGCAAUUGAGUCCAGAACAGCUGGAGAACCAUGCCAAGAGGAACACCGUGCAAUACAAACGAUGCUAUGAGAUUCCCCAUGACACUGCCGGCUUUCACACGGGCCUCACUGGAGCUUUUUCCGCCAUUGGGAUCACUGCGACGGCCGAUCAGGCCCCCAUGCGCUCCAGUCCCAUCGCCGUGUCCAAGAGUCUAAUUCACGAACUGGAGGAGGAGUUAUUGGACGGUGACACCAAUAAGGACCUGUCAGAUUCCAGUUUCACGUCGCCGCUGGCCGAGAACAGCGCCAUUUGCAGAAGCUUGAGUCUGGACUCUGAUGUCUCCGUGCUGGAAACGUCGCUGACCUUAGACGGUCAUACCUCACUAGAAUCGGUCAGACCUCCCAAAAAGAGCGCAUCUUCUGAGGAGGACACCGUAGCACCUCCACAACCACAGCCUACCUUCUCUUUUUCCAUCCCGAGCUGUGACUCCAGGCCUCCCGAUCCAGCCGGCGGCGUGGCGCAGUCCCCCUCCUUCCUCAAGCCAAAGAACGUGGUGGCUUUCCGGAGCUACUGCAGCUCCAUAAACCGCUCCAACACGUCGGGCGUGUCGCGGCUCAGCAUCGGCUCCAUGGACGGCAUGGACGUCUCCAUGCAGGCAUGUCACUCGGGUACCGCUACACCGGUCCAGAGGCGAACCAGCUCGCAUAACAGCUCGCUCUGCCAGACUCCUAAGGCCGCGUCGACCUCUCACACCCCCUUCAGGACACCAAAAAGCGUGCGAAGGGGGCAGCUGCCCGUGGAGGGGGCGCCCAUUUUAGGCACUCCGGACUAUCUGGCUCCAGAACUUCUUUUGGGGAAACCUCACGACUGCAUGGUGGACUGGUGGGCACUGGGCGUGUGCCUGUUCGAGUUCCUCUCAGGCGUGCCACCCUUCAAUGACGAGACGCCUCAACUAGUUUUCCAGAAUAUACUCAACAGAGACAUCCCCUGGCCUGACGGAGAUGAGGAGCUGUCGGAGAAGGCGAGGAAUUCCAUCGAAAUCCUGCUGACCAUGGACAAGACUAAACGGGCAGGACUGAAAGAGCUGAAGUGUCACCCGCUGUUUGAGGGCUCCGACUGGGAGAACCUGCAGAACCAGCCUAUGCCGUUCAUUCCGCAGCCCGAGGACGAGACGGACACAUCGUACUUUGAGGCAAGAAACAACGCUCAGCACAUCGCCGUGUCAGGCUUCAGUCUUUAGUCAAGUUUCCCGGUCUGGCUAGAAAUGUUUAAAAAAAAAAGUGCAAUCACUACUUACAUGAGGUUUUUAUGUCAUAGUUAAUUGGCUACAGUAGUUUGUUUUACUAGUUUCCUUCUUUCCUAUGAUGUUUGUGUAAACGUGUCUCACAUUUGAUUGCCGCACAUAUACCUGUUGAAGAAUUCUAAUAUAUGUACUGACAUAUUUUAUUUGCUCGACUGCAUACUUUAAAAAAAAAAAAGGUUGCUGUUUUUAUGCUCUUGAUCCAUUUCCUGCACACACAAUGUACUCCGUCACCCUUCCCACGACACCCCAAUAAAUAAUAAAACAAAGUAAAUUGUGCGUGCUGAAGAAAACACCGCAGGACACUAAUACGCUUUAUGAAACUUUUAUUUGAGGCUUAGAUUAGGACAUGCAGAGUGCGCUCUAUCCACAGGCAGAGGGCCACAAAGCCUUCAGUAGAAACUAUUAAUGUUUUUACAUUUUAUUACAACAUAAUGGCUCUUUAACAGGUUAGUGCAGACCUUUUUGGAAAUGAUUUUUUUUAUUAUGACAAUGCAAUGAAAAUAUUGCAUUUAGGUCUGCUCCCCUUGUUUACAGUUUGUAUGGAUGUCACUACAGUACAUUAUAUUAUCACACAAUUAGACAACAUAGAAAAAACAUUGAUGACAAGCCAGUUAUUGAUUUGGUCCAGCACUACAAGCGCUACAAUAUGUGAAUAUGAAAGCCAUAAUGUGUGCGAUGGGAUGUUGAGGCACUUCUAUGUGGAUCAUGAAACCUAAACAUUAAGCUGGCCAGUAGAUUGUUGUGUUGCUAAAAGCAAUAAAUAUUAAUACUAAUCAGAAUUACAAAGAAUAUCACAUAUUACAGUUAUAUAUUUAUAUAUUAUCCUCACAUUCUCGCUUCCCUAGCUAGUCGUUAUAACAGUUUUAGCAGCAUUGCCUGGGCAACUAUUUGAAAAGUUAAAACCACGUCAAAAAAAGAUUAUCUGGCCCACUUGUGCAGAGAAGCCCUAGUUACUAUGGAAACAGCCAUCAUUCUGUGGAUUUCCCUCAGCGCAAAAGACAUUCUUUUAACACCACACACACAUAGGACAUGUUUUCUCAAGAGUUUCGUCGUCUUCUUAGUGCAAAAGCAAAUG